AUGCCUCGGUCUUCUCGUACAGGUAAUUUGGUUUUUGACCCUGAGGUAGAGAAGACUGCGCGUAGGACAAGAAAAGAGACCAGACAGCUCCGAGAGGAGCACUCCGGUGCUACAUCUCAGAGACCUGGGCCAGAAGUUGAACCAACAGACUCAUUUGGUGACACUUCGAGUGACUCAGAGCAAGAAGAAAUCCCCAUGGCUAAUGCACGAACAUUAAGGGAGUUGGCUGCUCCUGAUUUAAAUCAGCAGUCUUUAUGCAUUACUUUCCCGAGUUUGAGUGAAAAUACUUCAUUUGAAUUGAAAUCAGGUCUAAUUCAUCUUUUACCUUCUUUUCAUGGCUUACCAGGUGAGGAGCCGUAUAAGCAUCUGCAGGAGUUUGAUGUCGUAUGCAAUAGUAUGAAACCCCCGGGAAUCACAGAAGAGCAGAUAAAAAUGAGGGCAUUCCCCUUCUCCUUGAAAGAUUCUGCGAAGGACUGGCUGUACUACCUGUCACCAGGUAGCAUCACCACGUGGGACCAAUUGAAGAAAAAAUUUUUGGAUAAAUAUUUUUCUGCGUCCAGGGCUGCAAGUCUAAGGAAAGAAAUUUGUGGGAUCAAGCAGCAUCCAGGGGAGUCACUUUACGAGUAUUGGGAACGGUAUAAGAACUUGUUGCGCAGGUGCCCCCAACACCAAAUAAGUGAGCAGUUGAUCAUACAAUAUUUUUAUGAGGGGCUCAUUUUUAGAGACAGGAGCAUCAUUGAUGCUGCAAGUGGAGGGGCACUGGUGAACAAAACCCCUCAGGAAGCACGGGAGUUAAUAGAGGGGAUGGCAGAGAAUUCACAGCAAUUCAGUACAAGAGAGGAUGUCCCAAUACGUAGGGUGAAUGAGAUAGAGACACCCUCUGUGCAGCAGCAGCUAAAUGAGUUGACUGCGUUUGUUAGGCAACAGGAUGUGAGAAAUGCAUCACAAGCCAGGGUAUGCGGGAUUUGCACUGGUAUAGGUCACUCUGCAGACAUGUGCCCAAUGAUUCAGGAAGAAACUGCAGAACAGCAAAGGACGGAGGCAGCUAUUAUGCAAAAUCAGCAAAGGACGGACUCCGAAAUGCAGGACAUAAGGAAUCAGAUGAAUCAAAUGGCCACCAAAAUUAACCGUUUGGAGUCCCAGAACCAAGGGAAGCUGCCAUCUCAACCGGAGUUGAAUCCGAAGAACGUGAGCGCAAUGACCCUAAGGAGUGGGAAAGAAAUUCAAGGGCCUGAGCCUGUGAUCCCCAAGGACAAGGAUGAAGAGAAGAUCGAAAAUAAGCUUGAAAGGGAGGACAGCAAUGACGCCAUCAAACAAGUGCCAAAAUAUGCCAAGUUCCUAAGGGACUUGUGUGUCAACCGAAGGCGAUUGAGGGGAGAUGAACGGGUCAUUGUUGGGGAGAAUGUACUAGAAGAGGAUGCCAAACCUGUACGGCAGGCUCAAAGGAGGCUCAAUCCCCUCAAGAUGGAAGUUGUAAAGAAAGAAAUCUUAAAAUUGUUAGAUGUGGGGAUUAUUUUUGCAAUAUCAGAUAGCCCUUGGGUGAGUCCGGUCCAGGUAGUCCCGAAGAAAGCGGGAGUGACGGUGGAAGCCAACCAAACGGGUGAGCUCGUGUCAGUGCGCAAACCCACGGGAUGGAGGCAGUGUAUAGACUACCGUAGGCUAAACGCCGUCACUAAAAAGGACCAUUUCCCUCUCCCUUUCAUUGACCAAAUGGUUGAACGUUUAGCUGGUAGAGCUUAUUAUUGCUUUUUGGAUGGAUUUUCAGGAUACUUUCAGAUAGCAAUUGCCCCAGAGGAUCAAGAGAAGACAACUUUCACGUGCCCGUUCGGGACCUUUGCCUACAGACGGAUGCCAUUCGGGUUAUGCAAUGCACCUGCAACAUUUCAGAGGUGUAUGGUAAGUAUUUUUUCUGAAUACGUGGAGAAAAUUAUUGAAAUUUUCAUGGAUGAUUUCAGUGUGUAUGGUGAUAGUUUUGAUACGUGUUUAGAUAACCUGAAAUUGAUCCUGAUAAGGUGUAUAGAGACUAACCUUGUGCUUAAUUGGAAAAAAUGUCAUUUUAUGGUUGAGCACGGGAUAGUCCUGGGUCAUAUUGUAUCGUCUAAGGGCAUAGAAGUUGACAAGGCUAAAAUAGACAUUAUUUCUGCAUUACCUUACCCCGCGAGUGUACGGGAGGUGCGUUCUUUUCUUGGACAUGCAGGGUUUUAUCGAAGAUUCCUCAAGGAUUUUUCAAAAAUUGGAGCCCCGUUGUUCCAACUCCUACAAAAGGAUGUGACCUUCGAAUUCAAUGACAAAUGUGAGAAGGCCUUCGACAAGUUGAAAGAAUUGUUGACUUCACCCCCAAUCAUCCAGCCCCCUGACUGGAGUCUACCAUUUGAGAUUAUGUGCGAUGCCAGUGAUCAUGCCGUGGGGGCUGUGUUGGGGCAACGAGUAGGGAAGGCAGCUCAAGUCAUCUAUUAUGCAUCCCGAGCAUUGAACGGAGCCCAGUUGAAUUACUCCACCACUGAGAAGGAGCUUCUUGCAGUUAUUUUUGCUUUAGAAAAAUUCAGGUCAUAUUUGCUAGGUGCUAAAGUAAUUGUAUUUUCUGACCAUGCAGCAUUAAGGUACCUAAUGACCAAGAAAGAUGCCAAACCGAGGCUCAUCAGGUGGAUAUUGCUACUGCAGGAAUUUGACCUGGAGAUACGGGAUAAGAGGGGCUCAGAGAAUUUAGUAGCUGACCAUCUGAGUCGUAUACCCGUUGGAGAGGAUAAUGAACCAUUGAGGGAUGCAUUCCCUGAAGAGCACUUAUUUUCUUUAAAUUCUCAGUUGCCUUGGUAUGCCGAUCUGGUCAAUUAUUUGGUGACUGGUAAUUUUCCUGCAGGUUGGCAAAAAUCGAAGAGAGAUAAAUUGAAAAGCGACGCCAAGUAUUUUAUCUGGGACGACCCGUACCUAUGGAAGAGGUGUGCAGAUCAAGUGAUGCGGAGAUGUGUAAGUGAAACCAAUGGUCAAGCGGAGGUGUCGAAUCGGGAGAUUAAGACCAUUUUAGAGAAAAUGGUGCGCCCUGAUAGGAAAGAUUGGAGCCAAAGGUUGGAGGACGCACUCUGGGCCUAUCGGACGGCGUACAAGACUCCUAUAGGGAUGUCACCGUACAGGUUGGUAUUUGGGAAGCCGUGUCACCUUCCAGUGGAGUUCGAGCACAAGGCUUUUUGGGCGAUAAAGCAAUGCAAUAUGAGUUUAGAGGAGGCCGGUGCUCAACGGAAGCUGGAUUUGCAAGAGUUGGAGGAGAUCCGGAACGAAGCAUACGAAAACGCCUCGAUUUAUAAGGAGAAAAGCCGGGCAUUUCAUGACCAACAAAUUUCAAGAAAAACGUUUGAAGUUGGUCAGAAGGUCCUCCUGUACCAAUCCAGGCUCAAGUUAUUCUCAGGUAAGCUACGUUCCCGUUGGAUUGGACCUUUUAUUGUUACUCACGUUUUCCCAUAUGGUGCAGUUGAAAUCCGAAGUGCUAAGACAGACAACAAAUUUGUGGUGAAUGGACACCGUCUCAAAUAUUAUUACGAAGGAUUUUCAGGAAGAGAGAUGGAGACAAUAAGGCUAGACGCACCACUGUGUCCUAAUCAGUGA
Molecule: messenger RNA, 3597 nt
Organism: Coffea eugenioides
Lineage: Eukaryota; Viridiplantae; Streptophyta; Magnoliopsida; Gentianales; Rubiaceae
Exons: 5
Coding region: 1-3597 (1198 amino acids)
Molecular function (GO): nucleic acid binding
Source: RefSeq, a predicted model, not a curated record